Messenger RNA from Myotis brandtii (Brandt's bat), 668 nucleotides. RefSeq names its product FXYD domain containing ion transport regulator 6 (gene FXYD6). The record is from RefSeq and is a predicted model, not a curated record. The transcript has 7 exons. Gene Ontology annotation, molecular function: sodium channel regulator activity. Gene Ontology annotation, cellular component: membrane. NCBI's taxonomy places the organism in Eukaryota, Metazoa, Chordata, Mammalia, Chiroptera, Vespertilionidae. Bases 38 to 322 code for a protein of 94 amino acids. Gene Ontology annotation, biological process: regulation of sodium ion transmembrane transporter activity.
CCCAGGGCAUUGCUUCUCCUCCCUCUUCCCAGACGCCAUGGAGGUGCUGCUCAUCCUGCUGUGCGGCCUGCUGGCCCCCACCGUCCUGGCCAGCGCCGGUGAGCAGAAGGAACAGGACCCUUUUCAUUAUGAUUACCAGACCCUGCGGAUCGGGGGAUUGGUGUUUGCCGUGGUCUUCUUCUCGGUCGGCAUCCUCCUCAUCCUGAGUCGCAGGUGCAAGUGCAGCUUCAGCCAGAAGCCCAGGGCCCCGGGCGACGAGGAGGCCCAGGUGGAGAACCUCAUCACUGCGAAUGCAGCGGAGCCCCAGAAAGCGGAGAACUGAGGGGCCCUCGCGGAGAACCUGGAGGCAGCCGCCUGGACCUUUAGAUGCGAAUGUCGAUGCUUAAGAAAACCAGCCACUCCAGCAGCAGCUCUUUCCCGAGAAGUCAAGGACCCGCGUCUCCCGCACCCCCAUCCCCGCGAACAGUCCUCCACUUAGUGCGCGACUGAACCCGCCUUCCCACGCAGCCGUGACGUGUCCACUCCCGUGACGUGUCUGUGUGUGUGUGUGUGUGUGAUGCCUGUGGUCUUCGUGGCUGCUUGUCUGUGGCUGUUGCUGUUUCCUGAACCUGGACUCACCUCCUGGGCCGGAGCUGAGCCAUGUCACCAUCAGCUCCUCCUGCUCCCCG